Suricata suricatta (meerkat) is the source of this 1383-nucleotide messenger RNA. It is a transcript of the gene CCDC12, whose product is annotated as coiled-coil domain containing 12. NCBI's taxonomy places the organism in Eukaryota, Metazoa, Chordata, Mammalia, Carnivora, Herpestidae. Gene Ontology annotation, cellular component: U2-type spliceosomal complex; post-mRNA release spliceosomal complex. The record is from RefSeq and is a predicted model, not a curated record. The coding region runs from base 16 to 462 and encodes 148 amino acids. The transcript is spliced from 8 exons.
AAGGAAGGGAAGAGCAUGCCUGCUGGGAUCUGUUCUGUGACCCUUUUCGGCAGCCAGGACAAGGAAGAUGGGGAGCCCAAGGCCAAGCAGCCCAGAGAAGGGGAGGAGGAAGGCGAGAAGCACAGGGAACUCAGGCUGCGGAACUACGUCCCAGAGGACGAGGACCUGAAGAGGAGGAGGGUGCCCCAGGCCAAGCCAGUCGCAGUGGAAGAGAAGGUGAAGGAGCAGCUGGAGGCCGCCAAGCCGGAGCCCGUCAUCGAGGAAGUGGACCUGGCCAACCUCGCGCCCCGGAAGCCUGACUGGGACCUCAAGAGAGACGUAGCCAAGAAACUGGAGAAGCUAGAAAAGCGGACACAGAGGGCCAUCGCCGAGCUGAUCCGUGAGAGGCUGAAAGGCCAAGAGGACAGCCUGGCUUCUGCAGUGGGCGCCACCACCGAGCAAGAGGCCUGUGACUCCGACUGAGGCACUCCACGUCCCCUCGUCCCUGUCAGGCCUGUCCUAGGAAAACUGAUCCUUGCCACUGGCUGAACUUGCCACUGACUCAGUUCUCCCUUGAGAACUGAGCCUGCAUGUGGGUUUGCUCAAGAGAACCCUCCAGCCAAGAAUAUAAAUGGCUCCAGAAUGUGGUGGUCUUGGAUGCUUGAUAGAAAUGCAAACCCUACCUGAAUGAACCUUGAUUCACUGCAGUCCUCCACGAACGCCUGUUGAUACAGUUUCAAGUAAAGCGACCAGCUUCAGGAGAAGGUCACCCACCCACCUGAUCUACUGGGCAACAAGGCACCAGGAGCAAAGGACAUGGGUAGGAACGUGGUAGAAUCAGACUUGCAAAGGAUUCAUAGAUUAGAAUGACCAGGCAGAUUAUUUAAAUGUUUAAAAAUGAUGUAAGAACUAGAAGAUAGGCUUGAAAAUAGGAAUCGAUUUGCCAAAAACCAAAGUGAUGUUCAGAAAUAAAAAUUAUUAUAGCAGUUAAAAGCCCCACAUCUGUGAAUCAGAGCUAAAGAAACAGUUCCUGUACAGGAAGCCAGGCCUGGAGAGGUUCUCCAGAAUACAGCAAGAUAGACAGGUCAAUAAUCCAAAACAAGAAACUAAGAAAGAUGGAGGAUAGGGUAGGAAGAGCCAACAUGACAUGUGAUUGGAGUCCCAGGAAAGAAGGGGAAAAGGCAAAAAUGGUGUGAAGGAAAUAUUUUUUUAAUGACUGUGUACUUUUCAAAAUCACCAAUCCACAGUUUCAAUGAGGCCAGCAAAUCUCAAGCAGGGCAGCUUGUAGAUGGUGAUGAAUUAGGCAUAUUCACUUUAUGACUAUUUAUCGAACCAAACACAUAUGCUCUGUAUGCGUUUUGUAUGUGUGUUAAAGCUCAAUAAGCAAGUUUGCAUAUUGUUUCA